AUGUCAGAACAAAACAGGCCAGCAGCGCCGCGGAUAGCAAUCAAGUUCGGUACUCCCUCGAGUAACAACAAUCCAAAGAAGCUUGCAAAACCAAAUCCGCCGUCGGCGCUAGGAAAGAGACCGCGACCACACGCUCUAGGAGGAGAAUCUGAUUCCGAAGACGACCAUAAUGACCACCGUGGACGACACGAAAAGAUCACAGGAUUCGGUGCGGAGGGCGCAGAAACUGAGCGCAAAGUGAAGGACCCAAGGACAGAGAAGAAAGACUACGUGAUUGCUCGGCAAACCAACCGCGACUGGAGAUCAGAGGCCAAAGCGCAGAGAAAGGGAAAGAAUUUGCUUCCUGAGGAGGCUAGGGAUCAGCAGGCCGGAACAACAGUCGAAACAGAGCCCGCGGAUCAAGAUAAGGGUUUAAAAUGGGGUCUAACGAUCAAGGAGAAAACCGAGGACGACAAACAGGAUGCCGAUCUAGAUCCCGGCGAUGCAAAGGCCGACAACCAUGAUAACGACCAGAAGCUACCUCCUAAACGUUCGGCAGACGAUGAAGCUAUCGAUGCGCUAUUAGGGAAGAAGGAGGAAGAGAACAAGGUUAUCCAUCCAACCGAAGAGGACGCUUACCGUCGCGACAUCCAAGAAGCGGGUGAAGCAUCUACUCUCGACGACUACGAAUCCAUGCCUGUGGAGGAGUUUGGCGCAGCUCUCCUACGAGGUAUGGGUUGGGACGGCAAGUCUCGUGGUAAAGUAAAAGAAGUCAAGCGACGUCCUAAGGGGCUCGGUCUUGGUGCCAAGGAGCUCAAAGGGGAGGAGGACCUGGGCAAGUGGAAUCAGAACGGGCAAAGGAACAAACGACCACGCCUAGACGAGUACCGCCGAGAGGAGAGUAAACGAAAGGAUAGUCGUCGACAUGAGGACAGUUAUAAGCGCGAGCGCGAGCGUGAAAGGGAUCGAGACAGCAGGCAUGGGCACCGUGACCGCGACCGUGAUCGCGACCGUGAUCGAGACCGCGAAAGAAACAGAGACGGCCGACACCGAAGUCAUCGAGACUAUGAUCGGCGACAUUGA
Molecule: messenger RNA, 1062 nt
Organism: Fusarium poae
Lineage: Eukaryota; Fungi; Ascomycota; Sordariomycetes; Hypocreales; Nectriaceae
Exons: 1
Coding region: 1-1062 (353 amino acids)
Biological process (GO): mRNA splicing, via spliceosome
Cellular component (GO): spliceosomal complex
Source: RefSeq, a predicted model, not a curated record